This is a messenger RNA of Maudiozyma barnettii, 909 nucleotides long. RefSeq lists its product as uncharacterized. Lineage: Eukaryota; Fungi; Ascomycota; Saccharomycetes; Saccharomycetales; Saccharomycetaceae. Gene Ontology annotation, cellular component: cytoplasm. The record is from RefSeq and is a predicted model, not a curated record. The transcript has a single exon. Bases 1 to 909 code for a protein of 302 amino acids.
AUGCCAACCAACAUUAGCACCAAAACAAAAUUGAUUAUUGUACCUUGCCAUUCCGUAUGGAAUUUUACUGAACAAAACAAAACAUCCUCGAAUUAUCACUUAGGUGAAACCACAGAUCAAUGGUCCCUUGCCCCUUUCCAGUAUGAAGGUAACGACCACAUAUCCUUCAUCAAACAUUGUUUACGUGCAAUUGUUGAACUAACCAAUGAUAUUGAGAAUAAUAUACUUAUUUUUAGUGGUUCUCAAACGAAGCCAGAAUUAGGUCCCAUAUCAGAGGCUCAAAGUUAUUAUUUUUUAACAUAUAAGAUAAUUCAACAUUGGAGAAACACAAAUGACAUACCAGAUAAUUUUGAUUCUGAGAUGAUUGAUUACUUAGAGUCUAUUUCUUCAUAUAUCGACUCUAAUGGCGGGAAUAUAUCUACAAUUUUUAACGCAUACAAUGUAUCAACAGAAGAGUUCUCUUUAGAUUCAUUUGAUAAUUUGUUAUUUUCUAUUGCCAGAUUCCAAGAGAUAUUCUUCAGUUAUCCAAAGGAUAUAACUAUUGUUGGGUUUGGUUUUAAAGAAGAAAGAUUCGUUAAAUAUCAUGCCAAAGCAAUUGAUUUUCCUCAAACCAAAAUAAAUUAUAUAUCAAUCGGUCCAGAACCAACUAGUUAUACAAAGGAACAAUUAACGGAAUAUUUUUCUAAUAUUACUAAAGCAGAAAAUAAAAAUGCUCUUAAUCAUUUUGCUAAGGAUUGGUAUGGUACCUGUGAGCCACUAAGAGAAAAGAAAGAGAACCGUAACCCAUUCUCCAGAACUCCUCGCUAUGAAACCUUAAGUCUUCUACUAUUGAACGGUGAAAUAACCGAUUGUGAAUCACAUUUUAAUUUAUAUAUUCAAGGUAAAAUGCCAUGGUCUGUACGCAAUUGA